Messenger RNA from Spodoptera frugiperda (fall armyworm), 1906 nucleotides. RefSeq names its product U4/U6 small nuclear ribonucleoprotein Prp4 (gene U4-U6-60K). Gene Ontology annotation, cellular component: U4/U6 x U5 tri-snRNP complex. The transcript has 14 exons. The record is from RefSeq and is a predicted model, not a curated record. Lineage: Eukaryota; Metazoa; Arthropoda; Insecta; Lepidoptera; Noctuidae. Gene Ontology annotation, biological process: mRNA splicing, via spliceosome. Bases 175 to 1830 code for a protein of 551 amino acids. Gene Ontology annotation, molecular function: U4 snRNA binding; U6 snRNA binding; protein binding.
AUUGUGGAGCUGUCAAACGUGUAUACCAAUACCGCCGUUAUUUAAUUCCACAAUUUAUUGAUAUUUCCUAAAGUUAUCUUAAUAAAAGUACUUAAUUCUGAGUGCAUUAAUUACUAAAACAAUCCAAAAGGCAAAGCAGUUGUAUAAAAGGCGGAAAAUAAACAUAACCUCAAAAUGUCUGAUGACGAUGAUGUUGUGUUGAUAAAGAAGCCUAAACAGGUGCAUUAUGGGUCUCUGGAGGAGCAGGAGAAGGCCAGGCUGGCCGCCCUGGCUGCUGCAGCCAAGGAAGGGGCCGAGGACAUCGGUGGAAAGGAUUUGGGAGACAUACAAGUUUCAAGCGAAUACAUGGAGCUGGAAGAGGAGAUGUCUCGCGACAAGAAGGCUUUGCUGGAGGAGUUUGAGAGGAGACGCAAGGCUCGGCAGCUCAAUGUAUCCACCGAUGAUGACGAGGUGCGCCGCAGUCUCCGUCAGCUGGGCGAGCCAGUGUGCUUGUUCGGCGAGGGGCCGGCAGAGAGACGCGUGCGUCUGCGAGAUCUGCUCAGCUAUCUAGGAGAAGACGCGAUCCACAAGAAGCUAGAAGAGGAGGAGGCUCGUAUAGAGAGGGACAGAGGACGGGAGGGAACCUGGUACCAUGAGGGACCGCCGGAGCUCAGGGAGGCUAGGCUAUGGAUCGCUAGGUACUCGCUACCUAAGGCGAAACUUAGAUUAUGCCAAGCUCGCGAAGACCUGAAGCUAUCAGGCAGCGUCAGAGCUGCAGCCAAACAGGAGUCGCAGCGGAAGGCUGCUGCCGUCUCCAUAUAUUGCAGUCAGAUAGGCGACACGCGACCUAUAAGCUUCUGCCGGUUCAGUAGCGAUAGUAAGAUGCUGAUCACAGCUAGCUGGUCUGGUCUAUCCAAGGUGUGGUCGGUCCCGGAGUGCACGGCGCUGCAGGUGCUGAAGGGACACAAGUGCAACGUCAGUGGUGCAGCCUUCCACCCCACUGCCGCCAUGCCGGACCAUUUUCAGAGAAAAUUAGCAGAAGAGAAAGAGAAGCUAGCAUCGGAUGCUGAGACUCCGAUGGACACUGAGACAGGCUCGGAGGCUGCAGAGCCUGCGGUGGCCAUGCAGGAGACGGAGGGCGUCUCCGAAGCCUGCACCAUGGCCACCUGUGCGUACGAUGGGACCGUGUACCUGUGGAAUUUUAAGAGCGAGUCCCCCCUAUGUUCCCUGGACGGGCACAGCCCGGCGCGGGUGGCGCGGCUGGAGUUCCACCCGUCGGGCCGGUUCCUCGCCACCACCGUCUUCGACCACUCCUGGCGACUGUGGGAUCUGGAGACCGCGACUGAAGUGCUGCACCAGGAAGGGCACGCCAAGCCGGUGUACAGCAUCGCGUUCCAGGGAGACGGCUCGCUCGCUGUUACCGGCGGCAUGGACGCGUUCGGUCGCGUGUGGGACCUGCGCACGGGGCGCUGCGUCAUGUUCCUGGAGGGCCACCUGGGGCCCGUGCUGGGCACCGACUGGGCCCCCGCCGGACACCAACUCGCCACCGCCGCCGCUGACCAUCAGACAAAAAUCUGGGAUUUGAGAAGACGAUCAGCCCUGUACACUAUACCUUCACACACACAUCUGUUGAGUGACGUGCGAUACCAGAAGAGCCACGGCCACUUCCUUCUAACCUCGUCCUACGACAAGACUGCCAAACUCUGGUCCAACCCCGCUUGGCACCCGCUGCGUACACUCUCCGGACAUGACAAUAAGGUGAUGAGCGCAGACAUAUCUUACGACAACAAAUACAUAGCGACCAGCUCAUACGACCGCACGUUCAAAUUGUGGGCGCCGGACCUCGCGUAGAUAACUACUAUACAAUUAUAUAAUACUAGUGUCUGCCAGCGGCUUCACCCGCCUUCUCGUGGGAUAAAACAUAGCC